This is a messenger RNA of Aspergillus calidoustus, 1065 nucleotides long. The record is from the annotation of a GenBank genome assembly. NCBI's taxonomy places the organism in Eukaryota, Fungi, Ascomycota, Eurotiomycetes, Eurotiales, Aspergillaceae.
AUGGCUUCCUCAGCUCCUUCUGAUGGAACGGGUAUUAUCGACCUUGAUCCGUGGCUAGAGCCUUUUCGGGAGGCUAUUCAGCGGCGAUACAAAUAUGUCGAGAGCUGGAUCAAGACCGUUGAUGAGACAGAGGGAGGCUUAGAUAGGUUCAGCAAGGGCUACGAGAAGUACGGUUUCAACAUUUCCGAGAGCGGCGAUAUCACUUACAGAGAAUGGGCUCCGAAUGCCGUGGAAGCUGCGCUGGUCGGGGACUUUAACAAUUGGGAUAACAAGGCCAAUCUCAUGUCGAAGAACGACUUUGGUACCUGGGAGGUUACUCUUCCAGCGAAGGACGGUGUUCCCGUGAUUCCGCACGACAGCAAAGUAAAGAUCACUAUGGUUACACGCAGCGGAGAGCGAAUAUACCGAAUCCCCGCGUGGAUAAAGCGUGUUGUACAGGAUCUGAAGGUGUCUCCCAUCUACGAGGCCGUGUUUUGGAAUCCGCCCCGGGAACAGCAAUAUCAGCUUCAGCAUGCUCGCCCUCGGAAGCCUGAAAGUCUGCGAAUCUACGAGGCUCAUGUGGGCAUUUCCUCUCCGGACACCAGAGUCGCGACCUACAAGGAGUUUACUGCCAACAUGCUUCCUCGGAUCAAGUACUUGGGGUACAAUGCUAUUCAGCUCAUGGCUAUUAUGGAGCAUGCAUACUACGCCAGCUUUGGCUACCAGGUCAACAAUUUUUUCGCAGCGAGCAGUCGCUAUGGAAACCCUGAAGAUCUUAAGGAGCUCGUUGACACCGCGCAUAGCAUGGGCUUGGUGGUACUUCUCGACGUUGUGCACAGCCAUGCCUCAAAGAAUGUUGAUGACGGACUGAAUAUGUUCGAUGGUAGUGACCAUCUUUAUUUCCAUUCGGGCCCUAAGGGUCAGCACGAGCUAUGGGACAGUCGGCUAUUCAACUACGGAAACCAUGAAGUGUUACGAUUCCUCCUUAGCAAUCUCCGUUUCUGGAUGGAGGAAUAUGGCUUCGACGGGUUCCGAUUCGACGGAGUUACCAGCAUGCUUUACACGCAUCACGGUAUUGGAACGUAG